UGCAUCACAAUCCAAUCGAGUAUCUGCGGCAGAUGAACAUGGCGUCGAGUGAGGGCGAAGCUUGCUGACAUGAAGCUCUCGAAGCGCUGAAUGCCCUGCAACGAAAAACUGCCCCGGCGCUUGUAAGACGGUAAACCGUGUGUGAAAAAAUGAUACGCGAGUGAUACGAAACUCUUUCGGAGUGCUAGUGGCAACAGAACGGCGCUGAAGAUGGUACGGACGGCUAUAGUGCGGCGCGGAAGGCAAAGUCGCCGAGCGUUGUUUUCUUCUUCGGUCGCAGCAGCUGCGGCCGCUUUUAUCGUUGCUCUGGCUCAGCUCGCGCAAGGUUAUGAUUUAGAGUUUGCUAUUGAACCCCAGGACACGAUAGUACAAAGUGGACAUUCGGCAGUUUUGGAUUGUGUGGUAAAAUCGUCCGAAGACACCGCCAGCACGAUUGUAACACAAUGGCUCGACGAGGAUCAUCAGCCUCUUGCGUUUUUAGGCGAUGCUUACAGAUCUCAACUGACGAACGGUUCGCUGUAUAUAAGCAGCGUUUUAGAAGAACAAGGUUUAAGCUUAACCGGCGCUUAUCAGUGUAAGGCUUCGCUGCCGGGCGGCGCCUCUAUUGUCAGCAGGACCGCACACUUGAGUCUAGCCAGCAUAUCUAGCUUCCAGCAACAACCACAGGAUAAUACAGUCUUCCUGGGUCAGAAAGCACACUUUGCUUGUAAGGUACGGGCGUCGCCAGCUCCGAGAAUAAGAUGGCUGAAGGACGAACGUCCGUUGCAAAUUGAUGAAAUUCGAAUGACUGUGUUACCAAGCGGGGCGCUUGAGAUUGAUGAAGUGAAAGAAUCCGAUCAGGGAAUGUAUAGGUGUAACGCAUCUGGGCCAAAUACCCAUUUGCUCAGUACUAAAGCACAUCUGUUAAUUAAUGAAGAUACUGAUCAAGAGGAUUAUACAAAUAUGCCGCCAAAGUUUAUCGCGGAACCCAUGGCGCAGGUCGCCACUGAAGGGCAAACUGUUACGUUGGAUUGUGCGGCAAAUGGUAAUCCUGCACCGGUGAUUAAGUGGCUUAAAGAUGGAUAUAAUAUUGAUAUGGCCGAUCUGGAUAGCAGAUUCAGUCUGAUUGGAUCAUCAAGCAGUUUAAAGAUUUCGAACAUUCAGGAAGAAGAUGCUGGAACGUAUCAAUGCCGUGCAUCCAAUCAAGUGGAUAGUUAUGAUAAAAGUGCUACCAUUGACGUGCAGGUCCCACCACGGUUUGUGGACAAGCCGAAGCCACGAGUUGAAAUGGAACAUAAUGUUGUCGAGUUUGAGUGUACCGUCUACGGAAAGCCGGAGCCGAAGGUUUCCUGGUUGAAGAACGGCGAGCAUAUAAAUACGAACGAGUACUAUCAAAUAGUCAACGGUAACAAUUUGAAAAUUACGGGCUUGAUGAAAAGCGACGCGGGGCUCUUUCAGUGCGUCGCGACGAACGCAGCCGGAAACGUGCAGGCGGCGGCGAGUUUAGCAGUAACAGAUGACGUAAAAGCGUCCAGCCCAGAACCGGCGAAGAAGCGCCGCAAGAAAGGGCAUAAGCAUCGUAUUGACGGACAAUCGCGGCAACUAUUUGUGAGUUUGAAAUCGGAAACUCCCGAUGCGCCGCUUGGCGACGUUGAGUUCGGUUAUACUGGUCACAAGUCGACGACGCUCAGUCAUCCGAGCUAUGACCCCAAGUCUGUGCUCACGUCACUACAGCCCGAUCAUGAGCAAGGCGGUGAUAAGGCUUUCACUGACGUCACACUUCCACAAUCCAAACCUUUGCUUAUAGUAGAUGACGGUAGCCACGGCGAGGUAUCCAUUGGACCACCGCAAGAUCUAAAAGCACCUGUGGUCAAGGCCCGUUUUGUCGUUCUUAGUUGGAAACCGCCCGCCUCGAAUGUGGACGAUAUCAUCGCCUACUCGGUUUAUUACCGCCAGGAGGGAAGCGAAAGGGAACGUGUUCAAAAUACCACACGCUCGAAAUUGGAGGAGAUAAACAUUGGAAGUUUGCAGCCGGCCAAGGUUUACAAUUUUCGGGUGGUUGCAUUCACUGAGUUGGGGGUGGGCGCGUCCUCCGAGACGCUUACCGUGACCACACAAAGCGAAGAAAACGUGCCAAGCGCCCCGCGCGAUUUUGAAGCUUACGCGAAUGGCAUCCGGUCGAUUCACGUCAGUUGGAAAGUUCCGGAGACGCCAAACGGCGCAAUUUUGAGGUACAAGGUGUACUACAUGGAAACUGUACAAAGCGUCGAAUACAAUGCCGAAACAACCUCAACGGAAUUCGAUAUAAUCGCGUUGUCGGUGUUUACCAAGUACAAUAUUUGGGUAGUGGCGAUUAAUAAUAACGGCCCAGGUGCCGCUAGUGAGGACAAGACUAUUCAGACCUUUGGGGACGAACCUUCAGAACCACCUUAUAAUGUCACAUUGGAGCCUUCUAGUAGCACGAGUAUUUUGGUGCGUUGGGAACCGCCUCCACUAGAAGGACAAAACGGAAUAAUUACAGGAUACAAACUACGCUAUCGCAUUCAAGGCAAAAAAGGUGGCAACACAAUAACAACUCCUGCAAAUACCCGGAUGCACACGCUCAGCGAUCUGGAGCGUAGCACUAAAUAUCAAGUUAAACUAUGGGCUAUGAAUGUAAAUGGUACUGGACCACCAACAGAUUGGUUUGAUAUUGAAACGUACGAAAAUGAUUUAGACGAAAGUCGUGUGCCGGAUGAACCCGGACCACUUAGAGUACGUCCCGUGUCAGAUAAAAUCUACGUGAUGUGGAGCCCGCCAGCGAACCAAAACAUCAAGAUCCGUAACUAUAUUCUCGGUUGGGGCAAGGGGAUCCCGGAUAUCUUUGCGCAUGAAUUGGAUGAAAAAUUGCGGCAGUUCAUCAUCGAACGCCUCGAGCCAAACUCGGACUACGUGAUCAGCUUGCGCGCAAGUAACAGUGUGGGGGCGGGACCACCAGUUUACGCGAACGUGCGAACUCGGGAAGAAGCGCCGCCUGAGGUACCUAUCCCACUCACACCUCCAAUUGGUCUCAAGGCUCAGGUCCUCAGUCAGAGCAGCGUCAUUCUCUAUUGGGUCGACACCACCCUCAGUAAGAGUCAAUACGUGCGCGAUAGUAGAUACUACACAAUUGAAUACACUUAUCAUGCGGGUAAAACACCGAAAACACGCGCACUCAAUGUUACCAAUCUCAAUGUAAUGAUCGACGAUCUUAAACCUGCGACGCAAUAUGAGUUUAUGGUGAAGGUGGUCAAGGGGCGACGCGAGAGUCCGUGGAGUAUGGUAGUUACAAACACUACGUGGGACGUUGCGCCAUCUACGGCCCCGAGGGAUUUGACGGCCUCGCUGGCCGAAGGCAACUCGCAACUUGUCGAAUUGUCCUGGCAGCCGCCCAAACAGCAUUCAGGCCACGUGACUGGAUACAUUAUUAUGUACACGACGGACAACACUAAAAAGGAUAGGGAAUGGCGCGUGGAGGCCGUUAAGGCUGAUAAGCAAAAGUUUUUGUUGACUGACCUCAAACCUUCGACCGUUUACUAUUUUAAAAUUCAGGCCCGGAACAAUCGCGGGAACGGACCCUUUUCAUCUACUAUACAGUUUCAAACCGGAGAAAAUUUUAUUGAUCGCAGUGUAGGGAGCAAUUCGGUUGAAGAAUCCAAACCACUCUUUGAACAUUCAACAUUGUUCAUAAUAAUUGUUGCUGCGUUGGGAUUACUAGUCGUGACCACCGUGUUUAUUAUCACGGUGGUUUUAUGCCGGCGCCGAACGCAAAGCCCGGCAUCCCCUGACCGUAGCAAAAAGGGUUAUCAGAAGGGUAAUCAGAAUAUUAAACCACCCGAUCUAUGGAUCCAUCACGAUCAGAUGGAGUUGAAGAAUCUCGAAAAGGGACACAAUAAUGAUGGUGCCAGCAGUAGUGGCGCGAUGACUUUGCCCCGCAGCGUAGGCAAUAACGAGUACGAUGAGCGCGACGCUCACCCGACAAAUUCACUCGACAAACGUACUUACAUCUCAAAUAAUUAUAUGGGAUUAUCUCCCGACGGCAAAUACUCGAUGAAACCUAAACCUAUAACUUUUCCCAUUGAUACUAAGCCACACAAGGAACCCGUUGCAACUGCCACACCUAUUAAUAACUCUACGUUGAGUUCGGAUACAACGCCGAAUCGUCCGUUUCCACGGAGUACGCAGUAUACUAUGUCGAGAGCUCAUGUGACGCUAGAUCCUCCGGGGCAACCAACAGAGAAUUUGUAUUCUGCGCAUCCGAACUAUGAGAAUAAUGGAACACCGUAUUUAUCAACUUGUCCGCCUCCUGUAGCACACGUGCCUCCAAGUGCCUACGCUCCUGGUAUGGCUAUACUAGCCGAAUCCCAAGCCGCCAAGAGACUCCAAGCGACCGGCCAUCCCUUGAAGAGUUUCACCGUGCCUGCCCCGCCUCCAAUUUCCGCCCCUGGUACGCCUCAACCUAAACACGUUGUAACGUCCAGUCCUCCAUUGAUAGUGCGUCCGAACGCGUCCCCCUACAAGAAGGCACCGUCGAGCGGUUCAGGCUCAGUGUCUGUUUCUAGCACGCCGCCGUCGCGAAUUGCCUCCAACCCGCCACCGCACAACGCCGACGAGAUACAAAGACUGCAACCCUCGCAUUCCACCGAAGAGCUCAAUCAGGAGAUGGCCAAUCUCGAGGGGUUGAUGAUGACUUUAAAUGCCAUCACCGCUAACGAGUUCGAGUGUUAGUCAUUGUUUCACUCACCCACCGUACAAGAAGUGUACGGGUUUAAUCAACUUCACGUUUUACACCAAGCGUAGAUAUAGAAACGAUCAAAUGGCCUAUUUGAAAAACUUCGUACACGAUUAUGCAUAAUUUACGAUAUAUUCAAAUCAAUUUUAUACGUAAUCUAGGUUUUUAUCAGAGAUUUACCCCCUUUUAUACUCACUUUGAAAAAGAGGACGAGAAGCAGACACACACGCGAAGCGUACAUUCGUAAUCUUCUCAACGGCGUCGUCGAUCAAUGAUAGGCACCGCGGCGCCCUAUGUACAUAUAAACGAUACCACCCCGGGCACCCCAUGACAAAAUCAAACAGUAUUUAUAUUUGUAUAUACAUCCGUCGUACAUUGCUAGUUGAUCAAGUGUCCAUUCUAGGAAUACAACCGCAACAAAUUGAUGUAUUUAGUCGUGUGCUCAUUUAAUCUUAGGAAUUGACCUGAUCGCAGCUAAAACUGUAUUGGUCGUAAUUGGUGGAUCAGAACCAUAACCCAUUUUUUUUUCGUGGCAGCUAUGGCAGCAGUACACGCAAUAAAAUUAAUAUGUUCUAUUGGAUCUCACUUAAACAUACGAAAGUCUGAUUGUAUUCAUCACAUUUCAGUAAUUUGACUUAUUCAAUUUUAGCUUCAUUGGUUGAAGACAUGCCAAUAUAUAAUCUAACAAACAAAGCACUCAUUUUGUUUGUUUGAUCGAAACAAUCGUCUAUUUAUAUUUUCCACCAGAUUGUUCAUUAUUUGAAUAUGUUAUACAUAUUAGCUAUUAAUUUAAAUGGUAGUCAGAUCAAAUGUACUAUUAUAUUUUAGUGGAUCGAAGCUGGCAGUUUCGCACGAUGUAUUGAUCCGAAUUGUGUUCGUGCGCUUAUUUUGCCAUAAAACGCAGACACACCGCAUUUAAUUAUAGGCUGCAAUUUAUUUUGUACAUACAUAUAUAUGUGACAGUUUUGACGACUAGUUUUUAGGCAUUGGAUUAUCUUAUUUGAUGCGUACUUGAAGUUUGUUUGUGAUUUUAUUUUUAUAAUAUUUAUAUUUAAGCUAACGAUAUAGAGUAAACGAGAGUAAAGAGAGGUGCGUAAAGGAUAGUGUAAAAUCGAAACAGCCACGAUUGUUAUAUUAACACUGAAUAUUGCCAUUUUUUAUACUUCGUUCAUUGUUCAUUGCGUACGUAUUGCUGCUGUAAUCAGGAUGUGUGCAACUUGAAUGAAUGUAAAAAAACAAGACAAAAAUUAGUCUAACCAAGUUUAUUUAUUGCCAAUAAUUAAAAAAAUAAUUUAAUCAAACAAUAA
Dalotia coriaria is the source of this 6036-nucleotide messenger RNA. RefSeq names its product neogenin protein frazzled (gene fra). Gene Ontology annotation, molecular function: protein binding. Gene Ontology annotation, biological process: neuron migration; cell-cell adhesion; axon guidance. The transcript is spliced from 16 exons. The record is from RefSeq and is a predicted model, not a curated record. Bases 211 to 4725 code for a protein of 1504 amino acids. Lineage: Eukaryota; Metazoa; Arthropoda; Insecta; Coleoptera; Staphylinidae. Gene Ontology annotation, cellular component: cell surface; plasma membrane; axonal growth cone.